Molecule: messenger RNA, 6117 nt
Organism: Penicillium macrosclerotiorum
Lineage: Eukaryota; Fungi; Ascomycota; Eurotiomycetes; Eurotiales; Aspergillaceae
Product: protein kinase RIM15
Exons: 3
Coding region: 1-6117 (2038 amino acids)
Biological process (GO): peptidyl-serine phosphorylation; phosphorelay signal transduction system
Cellular component (GO): nucleus; cytoplasm
Molecular function (GO): protein serine/threonine kinase activity; ATP binding
Source: RefSeq, a predicted model, not a curated record
AUGGCGAACAAUGGCUCCUCCACCCCCCAGUUCCUCGCGCCGCCGGCCGUCACAGCCCUCCGGCAGGAGGCCCGGAAUAUCAACCCGAAAAUGACACGGACUCUGAGUGAAGACAUACGGGAGGCACGCGCAGACUUGAAGGAGGCGGCGGAACAGACGUUGAACAUCAUCGUCGAUCUCGAUCUGGAGGGCCGCAUCAAAUGGGUCAGCCCAUCGUGGAGGCAGGUCGUCGGCUCGCCCCAAGAGUCAGUCGAGGGCCGCAUGAUUGCCGACAUUCUUCUAGGCAACAAGGAUGUCUUCCGCGAUGCAAUCGAGGCGAUGAAGGUAGAUGAUUCGCGGAGUCGAUUUAUUCGCUUUGCAGUACAGAUGGGACCAGACUCGGUGUUGAAGUACGCACCGGAACCGCGCCCAGCAGAGCCCGAGACUGUGACAAGCGCCGAGCUUGGAACACAGGAGCAGAAGAGCGCGGAAGAGACGGAGUCUUUGCUGGCCGAAGGCGAUGAUGAUCAUGAUGUCCUAAUGAUGGAGGGACAGGGAAUUAUGGUCUAUGACCGGACAGACGACGAGGCCGGACAUUCUAUGUGGAUGCUCCGCCCGUUUACUGAGCCCCGCGAGGUGACCAUUGACCUGCCUCCUCUGUUGGUGGAGUCUUUGGGCGUUGGCGCGGAAGUCCUUGCCAACUACCUGACGGAACUGGCCGAGGCCGCAGCCAACGAACCUGAUCCCUCGAAGCAUCCUGCUCCGACCCCGGUGCUUUGUCGGAUUUGCGAACGCCAGAUUACACCGUGGUGGUUCGAGAAACAUUCGGACCUCUGUCUACAAGAGCAUCGAGCCGAGAUGGAUGUCCAGGUUGCGCAAGAGAACCUCAACGAACACCGUCAUGCAAUUGUGAGGGUAUUGGAUGCGUUGGAAGCGCGACAAGGGAGACCGUUGAUUGGCACCGAUGGUAACAUCAUACCGCUCCCACAGCCAGAAUACAAAGGCCUUCCGAUCGGCCCUUCACCCGUGAGCUCUACGCCCUCAUCGGCCCCGGUGUCAGGGAUGAGCUCGGCACCAGGAACUCCCCCUCGCUCUCGUGACCACUCGGCCUCAGAGCUUACCCCCGGACGGCCGCGAUCGUUUACGGUACGGCGACCGCUGGCUCGCAUUGUGGAGCUGGUGCUAGAUCUCUGCGAUACUGCCUUGGAGAUAAGCAUGCCAAUGAUCAAGGAAUCUCAGCGACCAGAAAACGGGGAGGAUUUCCGAACGCUUUCGCCCCAGUCUGAGUCUCGAAUCUCGCAGGUGAUUCAGUGGCAGUCUCCAAGCUCCAACACGUUAGAGCAGGAACAAGGUCUGGCGGCUUUGGCUGGAGAUACCGAACAAGUUGCCAAGGCCAAAGUUGAUGCUGUUGUUCGUCACCGUAAGAUUGUUGAAUACGGUGAGCGCAUUCGCAUCGAAUAUACUGUGCUAGUCGAAGAAUGCAUCGCUGCCGCUCUCAGUAAAGCCGAACGCAUAGCUGCUGGACAGCUCAGUGACUCAUCAUGUUCCUCCGAUGAAGAUAUCCCCCAGGACACUGUUUAUGCCAGCGAUGCUGAAUUUAGCAGUGCUGCUAGGGAAGAGCCCUUCCUGCAUGCCCCGAGUCAAGAAUCGUUGGCAUCUCAGCCACAGCCGGCUGCUCCAACCCCACGCAAACCGACAUCGGCUCUCACCAUGGGCAUGCGAAAUUCCCCCGAUCGUGCCUUGCUAGCUCAAGGAGAGAAUAGAUCAUCAUCUGUUGCAGUCUCUACGGGGUCAAACAGCCCCAUGGAGUGUCCAACGCCACGAUCUCAUAAGAGUGCCGCGGGACUUUUGGGGACAUCUCAAUCCUCCCGGCGAGGUCUUUUGCUGGCCGACAUCGAUGCGGGUGAUAGCAGCGACAGCAGCAUGCCAUCAUCCACUCUCAUCGGUGCUAUGCGAACGGAUUCCCCUUCCUCUGAGAGGAGCUUUGACCGCAAGCGAAGAAGCCUGGUGCUUCCGGGGCUAUCCAGCUCUCCUCGCCGGCAACCAUCCCCUGCUCGUAUCUCUGGUCCUCACUCCCCACUGCGCAUGCCGAAGCCUCGGCUUUCGAAUGGCGCUGAGAGCCUCCCAUCGCCUAUUGUAUCGCCAUCCACUUACGGCAGUGAGCUGGCCUACCAUUAUCGUCACCAUCGUCGUCAAUCCUCGGCAACUUCCUCAGAUGUGGCAAAGCCGCCGCCGUCACCACGUCUCCCCUCUGUGAGUCAGCAACCUCGCCCUGCGCCACCCUCUAUCAAGGACUUCGAGAUCAUCAAGCCUAUUAGCAAGGGUGCAUUUGGCAGUGUUUAUUUGUCCAAGAAAAAGUCAACAGGUGAAUAUUAUGCCGUCAAAGUGUUGAAGAAAGCCGACAUGAUUGCCAAGAAUCAGGUCACCAACGUUAAGGCUGAGCGUGCAAUCAUGAUGUGGCAGGGCGAAAGUGACUUCGUCGCCAAGCUGUAUUGGACAUUCUCAAGCAAAGAGUAUCUCUAUUUAGUUAUGGAGUAUUUGAACGGAGGCGAUUGCGCCUCGCUUGUUAAAGUACUUGGAGGCCUACCAGAGGAUUGGGCUAAGAAGUACAUUGCCGAGGUGGUUCUUGGAGUUGAGCACCUCCACAACCGUGGAAUUGUCCAUCGUGAUUUGAAGCCAGACAACUUAUUGAUCGACCAGACCGGCCAUCUCAAAUUGACCGACUUUGGUCUUUCUCGAAUGGGUCUGGUUGGCCGUCAGAAGCGUGUGCUUAAGAGCCCCAACGAACCGGCCCCAGACUUGCUCAAGCAGGGUCCAUUCCCUCGUGCGAUCUCAAUUACCUCUUCUCGGUCGGCCUCGUUCGAUUUCCAGGCAGGAUCCUCGCCCAGUUCGACCCCAUUGAUCACGCCUGAGGUCGGUAGUAAUAUGGUCCAGCCAUCCUACUUUAAUCUCAAUCAAACUGGCCUUAGCCGGCAGAGCUCGCGUCGCGCAUCUGGAUAUCGCAGUGACAGUGCCGGUAGCGAUAGCUUAAACGGCAUGUUCAGGACCUUUUCAUUAAAUGAGCCCAGUCAAGAUCUUGCAGCCCCGUCACCUAGCAUGCUUUCAACCAGCUUGGCCGAAGAGGACGUUCAUAUUGAAGCUGGCGAAUCGCCCCAUCUUUAUCCCCUGCAACCGACGUUCAGCAAUCCCUUGGCGCAGAACACCCCUCCACAACAGAGCAUGAUGCCCCCCGUGAUGGCGCUUUUCGAUCCCGAGGAUCACGACCGCCGCUUUGUUGGAACCCCCGAUUAUCUUGCCCCCGAAACAAUCAAUGGUAUCGGGCAGGAUGAGAUUAGUGAUUGGUGGUCUUUAGGCUGUAUCAUGUUUGAGUUCAUUUUUGGAUAUCCGCCUUUUAACGCCCCAACCCCCGACGAGGUGUUUGAAAACAUUCUGCAAAGGAAUAUUAAUUGGCCGGAUGAUCCAGAAGAAUACACAUCCCCAGAAGCAUUGGACCUCAUGAACAAACUCAUGGCUUUGAACCCGCGCGAGCGCAUUGGAGCUAACGUGGAAGAGAAGUUCCCCAACGGCGGCGCCGAGAUUUGCCAUCACCGUUGGUUUGCUGAUAUCAACUGGGAUACUCUCCUGGAGGACAAGGCGCAAUUCGUGCCCAACCUCGAGAACCCUGAGGAUACCGAGUAUUUUGAUGCUCGAGGGGCCACUCUACAAGCUUUUGCGGAGGAGAUGGAAGACGAGUCUUCUCCGCAGGCCCCUGCCACAACCGGUGCUUAUCCCGAUCGACCGCAUGAUGCUCUGUUCAAGGUGCGGUCUCAGGUCAAUUCGAUCAAGCGGCCUUUGAUGCCACUGCACAUCCCUCCGCAUGUCCGAGAUGCCCGUGAUUCACGGAGUCGCAGACUCAGUGAGCCGGCUUUGGCAGAUGAUUUUGGGAGUUUCAACUUCAAAAACCUACCCAUGCUAGAAAAGGCGAACAAAGAUGUGAUACAGAAAAUGCGCCAGGAGGCCAUGCAGGCGCAGCACCGCCAGUCGACUUCUACUACUGCCCAGACACCUGUGACUAAUUCUCAGCCAUCGCUCGAGGGAAGCCCCCCUUCCAAUGGCAACAAUCGCCCGUCGUCCCCGUCAAGCCUCAGCCAAGCGAACUCUUCACCGAGCAGGCCUUCGCAACCGUCUUCUCCCCUUUUGGUACAGUUCAGUACUGGCACAAAUCAUGAACGGCGCAAGACAUCCGGCUCUUCGUCAACUGCGUCGCAUCAGUCGAGUGGCACAUUCCAGCCGUCUUCUGUGGAACAGACCCGUAUGCCAAAUCUUCGACUUGGCUCGGUUGCUUCCUCUCCAGUCAAGGCGAACCGCAUGCCCGCGCAUUCGCCGGACAAGCAUCCAUCGAGUCAGCGACAUGGAAGUGCCCCAGCAAGUCGUGCCCGAUCGCAAACUAUCGGGUCUCAGGAUGGAGGAGAGCUAUCACUCACCAAGGAGCCAUUUGUUCCUUCGCACCACAAGCGUCGGAGUCAACUCUUCGACAUCUCGCCUUCAUCUUCUGACAACGAGGAUCCCCGCACUAAAGCACUUUUGAAGGUUCAACGCCGCCGGCAAAGUUCUCGUCGCUUGUCGCAGUUCAAUCUUCAGGGUGGGCCCUUCUUCCGGCCUCUGGAUGUACUUAUAUGUGAAGAUCAUCCGAUCUCUCGUUUAGUGCUGGAAAGACUGUUUGAGAAACUUCGGUGUCGAACUAUCUCCGUCAACAAUGGUGCUGAAGCUGUCCGAUAUGCGCUGAGUGAGGUCCAGUUCGAUAUCAUCAUGACUGAAUUCAAAUUGCCCCAAGUUAACGGUGCGGACUUUGCGCGUAUGGUGCGAGAAACCCGCAGUGCCAAUCGGCAUACCCCAAUAAUUGCUUUGACUGGCUACCUGAAAGAUCUACCGGAGACCCAUUACUUUGACGCCCUCAUUGAAAAGCCUCCAACAUUGUCGAAGCUUACCGAAGCAUUGUGCAGAUGGUGUAUGUGGAAACCACCACCAAAGGACUACAAUCCCUCACAGCCUUUGCCUGUUCCCACGCCACCAGGUCGCCAGAACCCGACCACCACAGACGACAGCCCUAGCUCGGCAUCUUCUGGCUUCAUUCCCAACCCCCCUAGCUCGUACCGUGGAUCCAGCCGUGAUGACUCAGUGAGCAGCAGCAUCUUCGGUGAUAUGGAAUCCAUUAAGCCCGAUGAUGGCCCGGUCAUCAUCAGUCGCCCUCACGAUGAUUGGGAUCAAGGCCAAGGCGGACUGGGAAUCUCGGAAGAGGCACAUCCCGGAAGCCCUGAUCCCAAAGCAAUACCCGUCCCCCAUCUCCUACAUGCGAUGUCGGCCCCGGCGGCUAUGGAUGGAAGUGGCGCCCUGACGCCUCGCAAGCAACGGUCUAGCGAAGCUAUUCGAGCGAAGCGUGAGUCUUUGGAGCGGAAGCGCUAUGAGUGUGCUGAGUCCGGCGAUGACGAGGACGAAGAACUGGGCAACGCCCAAGCUCGUCGCAGUCCUCCAGCCCGCAGCCGUCGACCUGGAUCCAAACUUGGAAUCGAGAUGAUGCGCACUAAUAGUCGUGGCAGCGUUGUUAGUGGCAGCGAAGAGCUACUCAAAAAGGAACGAGAGGCGCUGCGUAACAGAGGAGAGUCCGACGCUGAUUCCGAUGACAGGCCCUUGGGGUCUCCCGGCAGUGCCAGUCUCGAGGAUCGCUUCGAGGGUCUCAGUAUUCCAGAAGAGUCUGAGAUUGAAGAGCCGCUUAGCCCCCAAGGCUCACCCUGCUCUUCGCCUACUCGAAACCGACCUUUUCUCUCUCACUAUGAAACUUCAAUUUACUCUGGGCCCACAUGCCUUCCCGCCCCUGCGAAGACAAGCUCGGAAGGACUGAAACAAGGGCAAACUACACCUCCGUCAGAUAAUCAGGUAGCCAAUCCUGGCCUCGGCAUUGCACCCAUUACACCCGAGGUCAAGCUACCUGGAACUCUUCUCAAUGCUGAUGGCAGCUCUGGUAUCGAUACAGACUACAGCCGAACUCCUGAUGCGGAUGCCACACCACGCCCUUUGCAUCCAUCCCCCAGUCUCGAUCUAGAGCAGACACCUCGUGCCCCAGAACGGUAUUAUACCGGCCUAUCGUCAUCUAAACGGUAA